Molecule: messenger RNA, 2118 nt
Organism: Candida tropicalis MYA-3404
Lineage: Eukaryota; Fungi; Ascomycota; Pichiomycetes; Serinales; Debaryomycetaceae
Product: ATP-dependent 5'-3' DNA helicase
Exons: 1
Coding region: 1-2118 (705 amino acids)
Molecular function (GO): RNA binding; ATP binding; DNA binding
Source: RefSeq, a predicted model, not a curated record
AUGAGAUCAAAUUAUAACAAAAUUGCUUUGAUUUCAAGAAACAAGGUUCAGACAUUUUUCUUUUUCUAUCGAUCAACUAACACGUACAUUAAGACUAUGAGACUAUAUGAUAAGUUUAAGACUGCAAUUAUUGAAGAACAACAAGAAGAUGUUGAACAAACAACUACGUAUAUCAACACAUUCACUCCAAAGAAAUUAGCCCAAUUGGGAUUGGGUAUAAUUAACUUACAAAUUGCCAAUAUUCGUACAGGUUUAGGUGGGAAAACGAUAUUGGAAUUGCAAUUGGAUCCAGGGUUUUCAGCCACAGAUGAGAUCAAUACAUCAACUUUAAGAACUGGGGAUAUAGUAAGGUUGUCGAGAAUGUCAUCAAGCAAACCAGAUAAAAAACUGAAGAAAGACGGUGAAGAAUCAACAUCUGACGGAAUAGAUGCAGUUGUAUUGAAAGUCACAACACAAGCCAUUUCAAUCUCGGUGGAUGAAGCAAAUGAUGAUUCUAAAGUAUUACAGUAUUAUAAUAACACCAACGAUCAAAAUUCAAGAAUGUGGUUGGUCAAAUUAGCUAAUUCAAUAACUUAUAAGAGAAUGUUGAUGUCCAUGGAUAAAGUCAAUGCACUUGAGGAUAAAAAUGAUAUUCAUAGAAUAUUGUUGGGCGAAUCAAAAUAUAUUCCAAAACCAACAAGUAAUCUCAAAUUGGAAUUUAUCAAUGAUCGAUUGAAUGACUCACAAAAGGAAGCAAUUGAUUUUGCAAUUAACAAGUCAAACAUAACAAUCAUUCAUGGCCCUCCUGGUACUGGAAAAACAUACACUUUAAUAGAAUUGAUCCAACAAUUGACAAAUAACCUUGGAGAGAAAGUUUUGGUAUGCGGACCAUCCAAUAUUUCUGUUGACACAAUAUUAGAACGUCUACAUGAUAAGUAUAAGAAACCAGAGAAGCUAAUAAGAAUGGGACAUCCGGCAAGAUUAUUACCAGGAAAUUUGGCACAUUCGUUGGAAAUUUUAUCAAAGAGUUAUGGUCAUGAUGUUAUAAAGGAUAUUGAAAAGGACAUUCAAAGUACUUUAUCUCAAAUCAAGAAAUGCAAGAGAUAUGCCGAGAGAAAGGCAUUGUAUCAAGAAUUGAAAUUGUUGAGGAAAGAGCUUAAACAAAGAGAAAAGAAAAUUGUAGCAGAGUUAUUGCAACAAAGUCAAGUUGUGAUUUCUACAUUACAUGGGGCAGGGUCAUUUGAUUUGAAAGGCGUGUCAUUCGAUACCAUUAUAAUUGAUGAAGUUUCUCAAUCGUUAGAACCUCAAUGUUGGAUUCCUUUAUUGUUGACUAGCAAUUUUAAAAGAUUGGUCAUUGCUGGUGAUAAUAUGCAAUUACCACCGACUAUUAAAUGUAAGAAAAAUGAGUCCUUUUUGGGAACCACUUUAUUUGACAGGCUAGUCAAACAAUGUGAUGGAGAUAGCUUUAGAAAGUUGUUGAAUGUUCAAUAUAGAAUGAAUCAAAGUAUUAUGGAGUUUCCAAGUAUGCAAUUAUAUGAUAAUAAAUUACUUUGUGAUUCAUCUGUUAAGGAUAUUAGUUUGUUGGAUUUACCAGGAGUAGAAGACAAUGAAACAACAUCAGCAAAGUGUAUUUGGUAUGACACGCAAGGUGGUGAAUUUCCUGAACAAAUAAAUGAAUCGAUUGAAGGGGGUGAUUCCAAAUAUAAUGAGAUGGAAAUAUUGGUAGUUCAAGGACAUUUACAGAAACUUUUGGAUUCUGGUGUCAGACCACAAGAUAUUGGAAUAAUUUCUCCUUAUGCUGCACAAGUGCAAUUAUUGAAAAAGAAAGUAGUUCCAGAAGUUGAAGUGCAUACGGUUGAUGGGUUCCAAGGAAGGGAGAAAGAGGUCAUCAUAUUGUCAUUAGUUCGAUCAAAUGAUGAUCGAGAAAUUGGGUUUUUAAGUGAACAAAGGAGAUUGAAUGUUGCAAUUACUAGACCAAAGAGACAUUUGUGUAUUGUUGGUGAUCUAGAACUUUUGAAUCAAGGUGGUCAAGGUAGUAAUUCUUUCUUGAGAAAGUGGUGUAAAUAUGUUGAAGAUGGUGAAGGAGAAGAACCGUAUGAGAUUGAAUAUCCAAACUUAACUGACUACUUAGAGAACUAA